AUGAUUUUGACACAUUGGAGUAGCUCACUUUUUACGGCAUUAGCAACAUCAGCACUGAACGUGCAACCAUCAGGUUGCUUUAUGGGUUACUGUGAUUUUGUACGCUGCUUAAGAAGAACCAACUCCAAUAAUUUGAUAAUUCAAUGUACGAGAGAAGCACGCACCGGUGUUAACAUAACGCUUGAUGCUGACAAUGUUAAGUUUUUUACAAAUGUUACUUCAUGUGUAUUGGCGCGCACAAGAUGUAGUACUUUUAAUCCUAUCACAGGUGAACCCCAAAUACCUGGAAGUUCAACACCUGGAUCCAAGAUAAGUAAUGCUCUUCAGUUUUCUGAUACUGGGGAGUUGAGAAUUUUGGCAUUUCCAGCAAAUACACAUGUUAUGAAUGCAUUUUGUGCUGUUUCGGCUAAUUUGACACAAACUAAUAAGAGAAGGAUCUUCAGUGCUGAACAAAGGCGGUCUUGGCUUUGCCCUGGAUGUUCAUUAAGUCAACCAAGAACAUUAAUUAAUGACAAUACUCCUGUUAAAACAGGCGCAGAAAAUGUAAACGUUCGUUGA
Diatraea saccharalis (sugarcane borer) is the source of this 558-nucleotide messenger RNA. NCBI's taxonomy places the organism in Eukaryota, Metazoa, Arthropoda, Insecta, Lepidoptera, Crambidae. The record is from the annotation of a GenBank genome assembly.